Symbiodinium natans is the source of this 4263-nucleotide messenger RNA. The record is from the annotation of a GenBank genome assembly. Lineage: Eukaryota; Dinophyceae; Suessiales; Symbiodiniaceae.
AUGUUCGUUUUCCCGCGGGCAAAGUUUGCUCAAGGCACCAAGACCAUCCUCAAGGUCUCCUGCGAGCACGCUUGGAAAUGUCAGAAGUGCCAGGCCGUGGUCAGGUCGACCCCGUUCGUUAAGCGCCACUCCAAGGGGCCUUGCCCGGAGACGCGGCCGGCCUUUGCACAGCGGCAGAUUCGACGACUUCGUGACAUUCGACAGUGGUUGCAGACGCAGAAGAACCAUCAGUGCAUGCGGGCCAUCGACAAGCCCCUCUUUGCAACCUUCACCUUCUUUCUGACGGCGAACCUCAACAAGACGGGCAUCACCAAAAACCCUCUGGCCGCUGAGCUGGCCAGGGAGGCCCAAGCCUCUUUUAUUUCUCUGCAGGAGAUCGAUGUGAACUAUCUCUCUGCUCCCGGCUUUGUGGAGGCUUGGCGGCACGAGGGCUACAGUGCGCUCCUGAGCGCUGGCGAUGUGAACAAGGGCUCACAUAGGGUGGCUUUGGUUUCGAAAGUGCCCCUUCGACAGGUCAAUCUGGGUUUGGCUAGGGCGCAACCGCGCCAUGUAGCUGGGCUGGUGGAGCUGUGCAGCGGCUCCCGCAAGCAUCACCUCUUAGUGAUUGCGGCCUACGGCUUUCCUGGCGAUCUGGAGGCCACCUCUGAAAUGCUGCGCGAACUGGUGGAGGCUGCGCGGGCCUUUGGUGGCUCCUUUGUGAUCUUCGGUGACUUCAACGCUACUGCAGAUGAGGGCUACAUCGUCGAAGCUACUGCGAGUGGAGUGGUGAAAGUGCUGGACGCCGACUUCGAGGAGGCCCUCCCCUUCACCAACCCCUACCGCGCAGACCUGAACACCGGAGAAAAGCGACGCACCCGCCGCAUCGACUAUGCCAUCGCGGACCGCAGUACUCUGGCCAGCAGGGUGGAGCACUUUGAGCGUCCGGAACUUUCGGACCACCUCUGUGUGGGCUAUGACCUCGAGGUGGAGUGCCGCCGAUCUGACUACGUGCUCCCGAAGUUCCACGAGCUCUCACUGCAAGAUGAGGCGGCCAUUGGACUCAACUUCGACGCCGUCUGGGACGAAGAGCUGUUCUCCACCUACCUCGACGCGGAUCAGCUGGACGAGGCCUGGACGCAGCUCUCGGAUGUGGCCGAGUGCUCUCUGGGUGCCGACUUCUUCGGCUGGGCGGACAGAAGCAGACGUAGCUCCUUUUGGGAACCUGUGCGACCUCGACGAGCUGAGCACCGAUGCGGAGAGCAUGGGCACGAGUCUCGUGCAACGCAACUUCUUCGUGGCCUCCUUGGGCGACUGUCUCAGCUUCGCCAACAGCCUCACGAUGAACACCUUCAACGUGCUAUUCGACGAGGUUGUGGUCAGCUGCGGCGCGUGGUCCCGGGCUUCCCCUACAUCGACCUCUGCUACAUCGACGCCUCCAUCGACGCCGUCUCCGAGCUCUACAACGUCUACUCGGAGCAGGAGCGCAACGCAAGGCUGGAAAGAUGGCGCGUGGACACGCAACAGCAGUGGGCCAAGGCCCACACCUGGGUCAAGCGCAAGGCUGAGGAGGCGUUGAAGCUCCAGGGGCCCACUGUGAGCCCUGAUGCGAUCCCCACCUGCGUGCAUCCUGCUUCCAUGGUGGCUGAACAUGCAGAGUUGUGGCACAAAAAGUGGACCUCAUCUAGCACUUCGAAUGACGCCAGUGCUGUGCGCGGCAUACUGGCCUCCUUGCAGCAGUUUCCCCUCUCAGACCUGAAGUUCGACCUCAGCCCUGAGGACCUCAUCAGAGCUACAAAGAAGAUGAAGGGGAAGAGCCCUGGAGCAGACCAAUGGACGCCUGAGCAGCUCCUCGCCCUCCCAAAGGCGUGGUGGGCUGCUGUGGCGCGCUUGUGGUGCCGGGUUGUUGCCUGCUCCUACGUUCCUGUGGCUUGGCGCAGAGCAGUCGUUGCGCUGCUUCCCAAGCGUGACGAGGCCACUCGGCCAAUCGCCUUAUGCUCUGUGAUCUGGAGGGCCGGGGCGAGGUGCAUGAAUGCGCAACUUCGGGGUUGGGUCGACACUUGGCUCAACCACCUGGCACUUGGAGCGGCCCCUCAGCGGGGAGUUCAGGACGGCCAUGCACGAAUCCUGCAAGCUUGGCACAUGGGAUGCCGCCGCUACGUGAAGCAGGAUUUGUCUGCCUACUUCGACAGCUUGAACAUCGAGGCGGUGGAGCUGGUCCUGGCACGACUUGGGGCUCCUCAGUGGCUGGCGGGGCUCCUGCGGUCCUUCUACACUGAGCCCCAACGCCUCUUCAAGGCUGGGGGCUGCUUUGACGCUCGUUGGCGCACUACCACCGCCGGUUUCUUGCAGGGGUGCCCGUUGUCUCCGGUCAUCGCAUUGGCGGUGGGGGCCACAUGGGCCGAGUACUGCAGGUGCUCAGACGUGGACUUGAUGAUCUUCGUCGACGACAGGGCUCUUUGGCCUCUGCCUCAUGCUGCUUGCCCAGCUACAGCUCUCCGGGCUGCCUUGCAAAGGAGCGACCGCUUUGACGAGGCCUUCAAGUUUGUCUGCAAGCCCACGAAGUGUGCAAUCGUGGUGCUCGACUCUGACUCUUCUCUGAACGAGCUCAUUGCUGAACGGGGUUACUCCAGAGAAAGCUCUCUGGAGCUUCUUGGCAUCGAGCUGAAGCUCAGCGACGGGGCCACCUCGUUGUUAAAGCUGUCGUUGCAGACUCUUUUGCUGCGACUUCGAUACCUACGACUUCUGCGACCUCGGAUGGAGUACCGACGCCGUAUCCUCACCAGCCUGAUUCACUCAGCUUUGUUUUGGGCGGCUGGGGUGGCUAGGCCUAGCGCACGUGAAACACAACAGCUUCAGGCAGAGAUCACUGCGACUCUUAAGGACUGCAUCACCGAGGAGACGCCCCAGGUGCUCGUCUACGCGGUCUUUGGCUGGCAGUUUUCAGUAGAGUGGUACGGCGACUGGGCCGCGCUGAAGACGGCCUGGAGGUUUCAAACCCGCCCUCCUGCAUGGCUCGACACCGUCAGCUUGCAGGACACCUUUGUACCGUGGAUUCGCGUGGCGCCAGCUGCUCUGGCUGUUUUGGACCGGAUGGGAUGGAGUGCCUCGGCCAACGGCAAGGUGCUGCACCGCACCGAUCCCCGAGGAGACACACGGCGCUUCUUCUUUGGCUACGACAACCUCGGCGUCCUCAAGCACUGGCUUAAGGAGGAGCACCAACGGCGAGGCGUGCACCGAUGCGGGCGAGUUAAGCGGUCGCUUCAUCGCGCCGAACCCGAGUGUGCACGCGGUCUCGCACUACCUGGUCCCCCUCACGGUCAACACCACGCCCUUGCUGGACACCGUCUUCUUGGUCGACAAGGCCCUGUGGAGCUGCGGCGCGCGGCCAUGGCAACUGGAGGUAGUGCGUGGCACACUGCUGCGAAACUUCGCCGUCCUCGGGACGUGCCAGUUCAGUGCCUGUGCGGGGGCCUAUGGCCCAGCCGGGCCCACCUCGCGUGGGCGUGCGAGAAAACUGCGGUCUGCAGACAUGAGGUGCCUUUGCCCCGUGAACGCGCUCAGGAGCGGCUUUUCGCUGCCCAGAUCGAGGCGUACCCGCCGGCGCCGCCAGCUGUGGACUUGGAGGGAUUCGAGCAGGACGUCGCUGACCACCUCGAGGCCUUCUUCAAGGACGACGCGGAGCUGUUCCUCGCAAGCGACGGCAGCGCCAAGGAGGGAGUUGGAGCCUUCGCCAUCGUUACCGCCGAGGCCUCUUUCGGUACGGGUGAUGCUUCGGAGGACCAAUCUGCGUUCAGAAACGAGGCCCUGGCACUGCUCUACAUCACACGUGCUCUACAACGACUGCCUGGAGAUCGACGAGGACGUGUUCAUGUGCUUUGCGACUGCCAAGCUGCACUGCAAGGAGUGGCUCGGCCGGGCAUGUCUGCUCUUCCUUGCAUCUUCGAGGAGAUUGCGACCAAUCUGCGGAACUUGCAAAGUCGGGGCAUUGCUGUCAGCCUCACUUGGGUGCCUGCGCAUGGCAGAAAGAGGCACUGGAGGCCACCUGAUGGAAUCAGUGCUGAGUUGUGCCGGGACCUCAACGACAAGGCCGAUGCUGCGGCCAACUGUGCACGUGAGAACAGAGCUGCCCACUCCAGACGGGCACUUUGGCACCAGGCCUUUGAAGAGGCCACUGCUUGGGAAACGCAGGCGAUCCAGGCUGCUGCGGCUGCUGGGCUGCUUCUGGCUGCUGCUGUGGAGAGGCAGCCUGUGCCUGCAACUGAGCCUGAGGGCUCCCUGGACUAA